Molecule: messenger RNA, 1756 nt
Organism: Pristis pectinata (smalltooth sawfish)
Lineage: Eukaryota; Metazoa; Chordata; Chondrichthyes; Rhinopristiformes; Pristidae
Gene: dnaja3a
Product: DnaJ heat shock protein family (Hsp40) member A3a
Exons: 12
Coding region: 19-1455 (478 amino acids)
Biological process (GO): response to heat; negative regulation of apoptotic process; protein folding
Cellular component (GO): mitochondrion
Molecular function (GO): protein kinase binding; heat shock protein binding; ATP binding
Source: RefSeq, a predicted model, not a curated record
GUGCGCAGGCGCACCAAGAUGGCGGCGGCACGGUGCUGGGCGCGUCUGGUGUCGGUGACCUGGGGCCCGGCGGCCGGGGCCUCGCUGCUCGACGCCGGGGCCCCGCCGGUCCUUGCUUCUCGCCGGCUGGCUGCCUCCUUUGUGAAGGGCCGUGGGCUGCUGUCGGCCGGAGGGGUGGGCCUGAGGCUCGGGCUGGAGCUGCGGCUCAGGCGGCCCGGUUCUGCACCACAUUCUGUAGCUGCGGCUGGAUUUCACACAACUUCUGGUUUGGCCAAGACUGAUUAUUACGAGGUGUUGGGGAUCCCACGCAAUGCUACACAGAGGGAAAUUAAGAAGGCCUAUUACCAGCUUGCGAAGAAAUACCACCCAGACACAAACAAAGACGACCCAAAGGCAAAGGAGAAAUUUUCCCAGGUGGCAGAAGCUUAUGAGGUACUAAGUGACGAGGUGAAGAGGAAACAGUAUGACACGUACGGGGCAGCAGGAUUUGAUGCAGGAGCAGCCAGGGGCCAGCAGUACUGGCAAUCGGGCCCUUCUGUGGAUCCAGAGGAACUCUUCAGACGCAUCUUUGGGGAGUUUACUGGAUCUCGAUUCACAGAUUUCAACAGUGUGUUUGACCAGCCGCAGGAGUACAUUAUGGAGCUGACCUUCACUCAGGCUGCAAAGGGAGUGAACAAGGAGAUCACAGUGAAUCUGGAGGACACGUGUCAGCGGUGUGAUGGUAGAGGGAAUGAGCCAGGGACUAAAGUUCAGCACUGCCAUUACUGCAACGGAACUGGCAUGGAAACCCUGAACACUGGUCCGUUUGUGAUGCGUUCCACGUGCCGGCGAUGUGGUGGGCGGGGCUCCGUGAUGACAACACCCUGCAUUGUGUGCCGAGGGAGUGGGCAGAGUAAACAGAAGAAGACUGUUGUGGUGCCGGUUCCAGCGGGUGUGGAGGACGGACAGACUGUACGGAUGCCAGUGGGACGCAAGGAGAUCUUCAUCACCUUUAGGGUCCAGAGGAGCUCGACCUUCCGACGGGAUGGAGCAGACAUUCACUCUGACCUGUACAUAUCCAUAGCCCAGGCAGUCCUAGGGGGCACUGCUCGAGCUCAGGGACUGCACGAAACCAUCAACAUUACGAUCCCGGCUGGGAUUCAGGUUGAUCAGAGGAUUCGACUUGCUGGCAAAGGUAUCCCGAAAGUCAAUAGUUACGGAUACGGAGAUCACUAUAUCCACAUCAAGGUGAAAAUCCCAAAGAGGUUGUCGCCUCGGCAGAGUUCCCUGAUGGCAGCUUAUGCGGAGGAGGAGACUGAUGUGGAGGGCACAGUUAAUGGAAUAGUUAACACGGCUACAGGCACUGAAGCCCGGGCAAGGACAGAGACGGGGGAAAGAGAGUCAGAGAAACCAGAGGCAGAGCCAGGGGAAAACAAGGAAGGAUUCCUUACCAAAUUAAAGCGAAUGUUUAGUUGAUGUGUCAGAGGAAAACGCUCAAGUGGGAACUGAGCCCAGACUGCUAUGCUGUGAAGGAUGCAUAACUACUGUCACCAUGUCAAACGGGCAGGGGACUGCUGGAGGAAUUCCUUUCCCAUGGAGCAGGACAGGCACACGAGCUGGACCCCUCAUUCUCCAAUAAGGAAGUCAUUACAUUUAGUUUCAAUUACUCUGUACAGUGAUGUCAAUAGCCAUGUAAAUAUAGUGAUAGAUCCAGUAUUUAAUCACCGCUGUUGCACUAUGUGAUUGAUGUUUUGGACGAGAUAAAAAUGUGCUGCUA